GGACGCUCAUUUCAUCCAUUUGGCAACCGUACAGUUUUGUCAGUUCCAAUUCUCCCUUACCUUCUCCAACUGUCCAGUAUCCACCCACCCUCACAGAGUCACAGAUCGCAUAUCGUCCCAGAUCCUACUCCUUCCGAUCUUCUCCGUACGGCAAAUCAAAAUUGGGAUUUUCUGACGCCAAUUGAAUAAUCAAAGAGUCCCCUUUUUGGAUUGGGUACACUGAAGAUGAGCGAGGUCUUCGAAGGUUACGAGCGUCAGUAUUGUGAGCUCUCCGCUAAUCUUUCUAGGAAAUGUAAUUCAGCUGCUGCUCUUUCUGAUCAUGAGCAGAAGCAGCAGAAGUUUGUUGAGGUUAAAGCUGGUAUAGAUGAUGCCGAUGUUCUGAUUCGGAAAAUGGACUUGGAAGCAAGAAGUUUGCAACCGAGCGUGAAAGCUGUACUUCUUGCUAAAUUAAGGGAAUAUAAAUCUGAUUUGAAUCAGUUGAAAAGAGAAUUCAAGAGAGUAACAUCACCUAAUGCUAAUCAGGCUUCCCGGGAAGAGCUGUUAGAGUCUGGAAAUGCAGAUGUUCAUUCGGCUUCUGCUGAACAUAGGGAGAGAAUGGCAAUGUCAGUGGAGAGGUUAAAUGAGUCGAGUGACAGAAUUAUGGAGAGCAGAAGGACCAUAUUGGAGACUGAAGAGCUUGGCAUCUCAAUUCUCCAAGAUUUGCAUCAACAACGUGAAACUCUUCUGCAUUCUCAUAAUAAACUUCAUGGAGUUGAUGAUGCCAUUGACAAGAGUAAAAAAGUUUUAACUGCAAUGUCCCGAAGGAUGACCAAACACAAAUGGAUUAUAGGCUCAGUCAUUGGAGCUCUUAUUUUUGUAAUCUUCUUGAUUCUAUAUUUCAAGCUUUUUCACAGUUGACCACAACAAGUUGUAUUCACAAUUCGUAAGUACACAAUUGGUCAUGUUACCCUCACGAAUUCUCCUGCCUUCAUGGUGUGGUUUGUUGAAUAGUUAGUGCAUUGCCUGAAGUCAUUAUGCUCUUGUGUUUAUUUCAUGGUACUCAUGCUUUUUGUGAAACAUCACUUUUCAUAAGAUCGGCCAGGCACUCAAGGGGCAAUGUUUUCAAUCUUGAAUGAAUUCACUUGAAAACAUAGUUAAAAGGAAAAUGCUUAUUUGUGUUUUUCAUUGGACUGUUUGAUUUGAUUUCUAUAUAACAUGACCAUCAGAAGUUACACUGGAAGAAA
This is a messenger RNA of Cannabis sativa, 1223 nucleotides long. Its product is annotated as vesicle transport v-SNARE 12. The record is from RefSeq and is a predicted model, not a curated record. Gene Ontology annotation, cellular component: endoplasmic reticulum membrane; Golgi apparatus; ER to Golgi transport vesicle membrane. Gene Ontology annotation, molecular function: SNARE binding; SNAP receptor activity. The coding region runs from base 226 to 897 and encodes 223 amino acids. Gene Ontology annotation, biological process: vesicle-mediated transport; vesicle fusion; intracellular protein transport. The transcript is spliced from 5 exons. NCBI's taxonomy places the organism in Eukaryota, Viridiplantae, Streptophyta, Magnoliopsida, Rosales, Cannabaceae.